This is a messenger RNA of Sorex araneus (European shrew), 3160 nucleotides long. It is a transcript of the gene INMT, whose product is annotated as indolethylamine N-methyltransferase. The coding region runs from base 1 to 789 and encodes 262 amino acids. The transcript is spliced from 3 exons. Lineage: Eukaryota; Metazoa; Chordata; Mammalia; Eulipotyphla; Soricidae. Gene Ontology annotation, molecular function: amine N-methyltransferase activity; N-methyltransferase activity. Gene Ontology annotation, cellular component: cytosol. The record is from RefSeq and is a predicted model, not a curated record.
AUGGAGGGCUUCACAGGGGGAGAUGAGUACCAGAAGCAUUUCAUGCCCAGGGACUACCUGCACACUUACUACAGCUUCGAGGCAGGUCCCUCGCCUGAGGUGGAGAUGCUCAAGUUCAACCUGGAAUGUCUCCACAAGACCUUCCGCCCGGGGGGCCUCCACGGGGACACGCUGAUUGACAUCGGCUCCGGCCCCACUAUCUACCAACUGCUGGCCGCCUGCGAGGCCUUCGGGGACAUCACUAUGUCUGACUUCACCGACCGCAACCGGGAGGAGCUGCACAAGUGGCUGAAGCAGGAGCCGGGGGCCUACGACUGGACGCCCGCGCUGAAGCUUGCCUGUGAGCUGGAGGGCAACAGAGACCGGUGGCAAGAGAAAGCAGCGAAGCUGCGGGCUGUGGUGAAGCGGGUGCUGAAGUGUGAUGCCAACCUGGGCAACCCGCUGGACCCCGUGGUGCUGCCCCCGGCCGACUGCGUGCUCAGCCUGCUGGCCAUGGAGUGCGCCUGCUGCAGCCUGGACGCCUACCGCGCGGGGCUCGCCAACCUGGCCUCGCUGCUCAAGCCCGGGGGCCACCUGGUGACCAGCGUCACGCUCGGGCUCUCGUCCUACAUGGUGGGGAAGCGGGAAUUCUCCUGCGUGGCCCUGGAGAAGGAGGAGGUGGAGCAGGCCGUCCUGGCCGCUGGCUUGGAGAUCGAGCAGCUCCUGCACAGCCCCAAGAGCUACACGGCCGCCAGCGCAGCCAACACGGGCAUCUGCUUCAUUGUGGCCCGCAAGAAGCUGGGGCCCUGAGCCGCAGGCCCAGCGCCUCCCCAACCCUGUGCGGGGUGGGAGAGGAGGAGGGUAGGCGCAGGGGCCUUGCUUUCCCCACUAACUCCCUCUUCUGAAAGCCUGAGAUUUUAACAUGCCGCUUUAGCAGACCAUUCGCACCAUCCUAGUUCCCGGAGCCCUGGAAGAGUCCAUCUGCUAAUAUGUCCCCUCAGCCCCUCUCCUGGCCCGAAGGCUGGCGCAGGACAUGGACUCAGAGUUCGAUCCCAGAACAGAGUCGGAAAGCUCCUACCCCAGAGUCUCCCCAUCCAUCUUGGGUUCCCCAUUAUUGUGGUUUUGGCCCUCCUGGAAUAUCCGGGGGCCCAUGCAGGUAGCCUUUGGCCCUUUGUGGGGUGUUGGGACAUGUUUCACCAGCAGGGAAACAUGUUUCUUUCUUUUUCUUCCACAAAGAGAAGGAUGGAAGGAGGCGUGGAGGGAUGCCGUGUGGCAGUCCCUGAUUUUCAAGAUGUGAGCACACCUGCCAGGGUUGACUCCAAGCUUGAGAGCUGGCUCCCGGUAUUCCCCAGCCUUUCACAGUUUCCUCUCGCCAGCCCACACCGGCCGAGAGCAUGGCUGAUGGUCUAGAGAUGUCCAGUUAAGGGAAUUCAGAUGAACAAGACUGUUCUACAAUUUGAGGCAUAUGCCCCCCCGCAAAUUGCGCAAACAUGCUCAUCCCAAAAUGCAGAUUUCAUCUUUGAUCUGGUCCAUUUCCUCUGCUCUGGACCGUGUCCCCCAGCCCUGUGGAGAGAGGCCCAGGGGGGAGUCGGCCUGAGUGGACUUAAGGCGCGUUCACCUUCCCUCGUGUCUCAGCAAGGGUCCCCCAAAGGAGUAAGUAGGGAAAAGGGCUCUCUGCAGACCAACUGGGACAGUGCCUUCCCAGGCUGCUGUGGUUCUGCCUUUGCGCCCCUCAGCUUCCUGUAUUCCUUCAGUCCCUCCUGAAGAGUUCACACUGGACUCUGGCCCUGUAGUCACUGGGGGCCUGCCUCCAGCCUCAGCCAGCUGGGCUGAGGGCUCCCAGACAAGUCAGUUCCCGCCUCUGGGCCGCACAUUUCCUGUCCGAGAAGCAGGGCCAAGGGACCUAAUCCAAUCAUCUAAUCAUCUUCCAGGAGCAGGGAAUCAUUGAUGCAAAGUGCUUUGCCAAUCAAAGACCUUGCAGAAAGUCUCUAUGGAUGUCACAUCUCCCCAGAGCUGGAGCAGCCAUGGCAGAAUCUAGUCUCAUCCCUUUGCUUGAGUAGGAAGCUUCGUCAGGAAGUUUUGUUUUGCUUUGUCAGGAAGCGGAGGCCCAGAGAGAGCAAGCAAUUUGCCCAGAGACACACAGUGAGAUGGUGUCAGAGCUGGAGUGAGCACAGGGACCUCACACUCCUGACCAGUGGGCCCUCCACUCCACUGGCUACCCUCACUUGAAAGGGCACAGAAGCUGCUCUUUGCUGUAGGUCGCUCCCAGCCCAGGUGUGUACCAGCAAGGCAGGCUGAGCCAGAGAGGCCGAAGCUCCCUCUAAAUGGGCUGGUCUCACCAAGCCCUGUUUGGACUCAUCUGGAUCAGCACUGCGCUGGAGAAAGCUUUGGAAAUGGAUGUGGUGGGAAGGUCAAGAGACAGAGAGAGGUGGGUGGUCAGCAGACACAGGGACACAGAGACCCAUAGCCAGGAAGAGGACUGACAAAGGGGAUCUUGGCAAGCCCAAGGUUUGGACAUAUUUGAAGUUUCACAGCAGCCGAAGGAGUAUGUGUGCAUGUGUGUGAGGGGGUGGGUGCAGGGAAGGUGCUUCCUGCAAAGGGAUUUGCCAAUCAAAGACCUUGUAGAAAGUCUCUAUGGAUGUCACAUCUUCCCAGAGCUGGAGCGGCCAUGGCAGAAUCUAGUCUCAUCCCUUUGCUUGCCAAUCAAAGUGCUUGGCAGGGGAGAUCAUGAAGAGAAGAGAAGAGACCUACAAAUGUAGGGUCUGAGCACAGUGGGUAGGCUAUUUGCCUUGCAUGCGGCCACCCAGGGUUCAUUCCAGCCUCGGCGCCCCAAAUGGUCCCCUGAGCAGUGCCAGGAGUAAUUCCUGAGUGCAGAGCCAGGAGGAAGCCCUGAGCACUGCCGACUGUGGCCCCAAAACCAACCAAACCAACAAAGCUAGAUAAAUGCACUGCCCAUCGUGCCAGGUGCCGAGGAGCUGUGCGGGCAUCCUGGCAACACGGAGGACCUGGUUCUGUUGGCAGCCCAGCAGGAGCGCCCCCUGCUGCUGGGAGGUGGGUGCGGAAGUGGGGAACCAUGCACUUGAGAUGUGGGUCAUUGUUUGACUGGGCCGUGCUGGCUGGAGUCUCCAUGUUUUCGACCAGAGUCCAUGAAGAUAAACUCUGUAUGUCUUAAUAAAACCUU